AUGAUGAUAGAAACUAUGUUUGAACCUGUAAAAUUUUUUCCUAAAUGGGAACAAAUUAUAGAUAAUAUUGAUUGGAAAACAGAAAAAGAUUUCAUGAAUUAUUGCAAUUAUUUUAAAGGAAAAUUUCCAAAUACCUUUAAUUCCAAUGUUGAAGAUAUAUGCUAUCAGUCUUUGGCAUAUUUAGAUAAGGUAUAUACUACAUAUGAGAGUUCUUUAGAAGAAACCGCUUUUAUAUACUUUUAUUAUUGGAUAUACAAGUAUAAACUAAAAAAGGGGGGAAAUGUUGAGGACAUUAAGAAAUUAUAUAAGGAAUUGAUCGAGAAAUUUGAUGAAUCAUGGUAUUCUCAUACUAGAUUAAAAAAAUAUAAGGAAAAAUACAUUCCAGAUAAUGAGUUGGAGGAUCUAAUGAAUUUACAUGAUAUGUAUAAAAGCUUUAUUUUGAUAAAAAAUAAAUGUGAACCUAAUAAAAAUGAGAAUUAUUGUAAUACAAUAAAAGAUAUCAUGAAUAAAUACAAUCCUCAAGUAAUAAUUGAGACUAAUAAAACAAGUACACCAAAAGAAUUACAUUACUGCCAAGUUAAUAUUGUGAAAUCUAUCAUAAUUACUAUUGUUAUAACACUAGUAAUAUCUUCUUUGUUAGUUAUUAUUUAUAAGUUCAUUCCCUAUGGUUCAUUCAUGAACUUUCCUAUUAAAAGGAAUAGAAAUAAGUGUAAUAAUACAUAUGAUGAAUGGAAUUCAAUGCAGUCGUCUGAAAUAUCAAGUAAUAUUUCAAGGAACAGGAUAUAUGAUGUAUUAUAUAAUUCUACAUAG
Molecule: messenger RNA, 810 nt
Organism: Plasmodium gonderi
Lineage: Eukaryota; Apicomplexa; Aconoidasida; Haemosporida; Plasmodiidae
Product: variable surface protein
Exons: 3
Coding region: 1-810 (269 amino acids)
Source: RefSeq, a predicted model, not a curated record